Molecule: messenger RNA, 504 nt
Organism: Fulvia fulva
Lineage: Eukaryota; Fungi; Ascomycota; Dothideomycetes; Mycosphaerellales; Mycosphaerellaceae
Exons: 2
Coding region: 1-504 (167 amino acids)
Source: RefSeq, a predicted model, not a curated record
AUGAGCUUUGCUCGAGAUGAACGCCUCGAGGAAACUUUCUCUUUCACAUGCCGCGCAAGGACCCCACCGCCGUUCCUCCUUCUCGUGCGUCCGCUACUGGUGAUACACUUCUACAAAAAGCACCUCCAGACCUUCCCUGCAACACCAACAUCUAGGACCCGACCACCCGCCUCAUCACAACAAGACACCACCACCAUGAUGGCAAACCCAAACACCAUCAUCAUCACCUCCGACGAAGUCCUCAACCUCCACGGCAUCCCGCAGAACUGCAAGACCAUCCGCAACGCUACCACCACCACCAUCACCUGCCCCAGCCCCAUCAACUCCUUCAACAUCUUCACCCACGCCCACACCAAGGACCCACCCGCCACCACCUCACACCCCCUGACCCUCGACUCCUCCACCUUACUCUCUGGGAUGCUAGUCGGCCUGCUUGUCAUCUUCGGCAUCGCAGAUCUCGCGCGGCGCGUUCAGGAGUUCGUCGAGAAGGACGAUGACGAUUAG